Morchella importuna is the source of this 531-nucleotide messenger RNA. RefSeq lists its product as uncharacterized. The transcript has 9 exons. The coding region runs from base 1 to 531 and encodes 176 amino acids. Lineage: Eukaryota; Fungi; Ascomycota; Pezizomycetes; Pezizales; Morchellaceae. The record is from RefSeq and is a predicted model, not a curated record.
AUGCUUGCUGCCGGGAGUCGUGUUAUAUUUUACAAAUAUAGAAUAGUUACUAUAUUCUCGACACUCCUCUCGUCUCCAAUUCGCUUGAAGGGAAGUUCGAAAGCUCAACAUACCCCCUCACCUGCGAUUAUGACAUCAUGGUAUUUUAUUCAUCAACCCCUCGGCUCAGUAAACACGGCGUUUUUCUUUAAGGCGUGGCGUCUACGCUUUGAAUGGCUUGAAGUAAGGCAGACUUACCAGGGCCCGGUCUGGCCUGGCCUGGCCUGGCGUGGUGGUGGUGGGGUGAAGUUGAUUGAAGCUUUGGCAUCGUCUGAGACCAACCCGGUAACAGGAAUCGGCGCCCGAGCACCGACUUUAAAGGAGGUCAAAGCAAAGCCGGAGCUUGAAGUUGAAGCACAACGGAUUCUCUUGAAUAUAGGGUUCCGGGACUUUUCCCUGUUUUCGACAGGCUCUCUGGAUGCGGCUUGCAGGAAAAGAAACACGCAUAAAUACCCAGCUCUCAAUGCCUUUUCCUCUAUGUGGGAUGACUGA